GACAACAAUAAAGAUCAACCAUUGGGUCAGCACAUUCAUUUUUCUCCUCCUAAGACACCACAUUCUCCAAAGAAACCCUCACCACUUAGACAAUGCCAACGACUUUCCUCUAUACCCGACUAUGAACAAAUCAACAACUUGAGCUUACACGACGAUGAUUCAGCAACUUACUUACAAGACCUUCGCAACAACCGCGUCGCACGACUCAACGGUUCAAGACCACCUCCACCCUCAAGAAUCGCAAGCAAGCGCCAGCAGCAUCGACCCACUUCUAGCGACGGGUCCAUCCCGACCAUCACUAACAAGACAACAUCGACCACCACGCAUAGCCGCCAAAAGAGCUUCGAUUCCAUCAAUCGCGACGAUUUCGCCGGUCGCUCCCUCGUAGCGCAACCAGGACCUUCCAAUGCGGCCAGACCGUUAUCUCUGGUCUCACAGCCCCUACACGAAGCCAUAGAAGAGCUGGAGCUGGACGAAGAACAACGCAUACAUGCAGCUGCCCAAGAUGAGGCGGCUGAGCUAGUCUGGAAGCACCGCACUGGUUACGACCCUGANAAAGAACGUGCCUCUGCGUACGCAAAUCCAGACGUGGACGCGAAAGCUGCACGAAAAGACUAUCGUGCCCACCUUCGUAACACAAGCAAGGACAAGGUAGACAAUCCUCCUCUCUCAGUCAGCCGUCCAGCAGCGAAUGAUUCGCCAGUCUCAUCCCCUGAGAGGCCUCGCACUAACAAUCUCCCCGACGAUCCGUUCGUUGAGGCUACGCCUGUUUCCACUCCUGUCUCUACACCUCGAAGCACACGUGCAAAAGGCAAAAGUUAUGAAGGGCUCGCAAACGCUGUGGCGAACGAUGUCGCAAUAUCCAAGCGACGUGUGAGCAGCGGCUCCAAACGACGACCCAGCGCAGACAUCAAGGCUGGAUUUAUGAGCCCAACCGACAAGAUCUACGAGGAACCGGAUGAACAACAACUGAAGGAUGCAAGAGCUGCGGANAGUACAAAAGCCACAGCGAAGGCGGAAACGAAGUCGGAGGAAGUUCCACGCCAUGUUCGAAGGAACCCUUUCGCUCGAGUGAGAUUGGCUCAAGAAAAAUUCGAGAAGAGAGAAUCUCCGUCUGGCUACUCGGUCAAGAAGAAUGACGACAAAGAGUCUUUCUCUGGCUACACAGCGAAGAAACACGAGAAGAUCGAGAUUCAAAGGAAUCCACCUUCGCAGUCUCGCAACGCUUUCUACACCGUCAACGAUUCUGUCCCAGCUUCACCAAAUCUUCCUCCUCAGAACGUACCCGAGAAUGCUGUAGAGGACAGUCCGAAGAUAAAGGAUGGCAAGGAGAUUCGCAGCGACGACAUACGAUCUGCAACCGCCAUGAAGCGCAAGGACAGGAGCCCAAACUUACCUCAGCCGACCGCAGUCAGCGAUAGUCCUGGCAGACCCAUUGUCAGUUUCCAGUCAGGAUGGAAACCCAAAGAGAUCCAGUUGGUCGAAGAGAAAUCGACAGGUCUGCCUGAGUGUUUGGCCGUAGGGAAAAACGCCCCUUCCGAUGCUGCAUUGAGUGGAAAGCAGAGACGCUACUCGUUGCCUCGUUCCCAGCAAGGCCCGCCUCCAAUUCCUGUGAUCAUGACUCCGGAUCAGCCAGCGACGAGACCAACUGAGCUUCCGGAUGCCAUGCCAACAAUUUCUAUGAUCCUAUCUCAAGCCCAUCCAAGACACUCUCUGAAGAGCCGGAUGUUCCUGGAAUCAGUCUGUCUUCAAACACCGCGAAACCUCCUGUCUUCGUCAUCAACGAGNCCAUCUAGCGUCAAGAAUGACCGACCACCACCGCUUCAGCAUCGUCCACAGUCUUCGCCGCCAAAGACAUCCUCACCCUUCUCGAAACGACCUCUCCCAACCCCCACACCCGCAUCUGCUCGUCCGCUUCCCGUCCCCUCGAAGACGAUGCCAGUCCCAGCAGUGACCAAACCUCAUAUGACACCAUCAGUAAGGCGAAACACGGCUUUGUGUGCCCAUUGUGCAUUGCCCAUAGCAGGGCGCAUCUUGAGUGCCGCAGGCGAGCGUUUCCAUCCUUCAUGCUUCAAGUGUCACGAAUGUGGCAUCAACCUUGAGUGCGUAGCCUUCUAUCCAGAGCCAGACAAGAAGCGAGCGGAACGCCUGGCUCGUAUUCGACAACGUCAACAGGGCAUUGACGUCCACCUGCCUGCAGGCGUCACCGAAGAAGAUGUCAGGAGGUUAGAGGAAGAGGAUGGCGACGAAUCGCUUCGAUUCUUCUGCGGACUAGACUUCCACGAGUUCUUCAGUCCACGUUGCAAGAGCUGCAAGACACCCAUCGAGGGAGAGGUAGUUGUUGCAUGUGGAGCCGAAUGGCACGUCGGCCAUUUCUUCUGCGCACAGUGCGGUGACGAUGGAUACGCAUGGUGUGUAGGCUGUCAUACCAACAGAUACAGCGCAAAGUGCCGUAAAUGCAAACGCCCAGUCACGGAGAUUGUGGUCAAGGCCUUGGGAGCCGACUGGCACGCAAANGAAUGUGGUGAUGGCUUCGAUGAUGGCAGAUACUUCUUGAGAGGCAACAAUCAAGACCCCGUAUGUGUAAGAUGUGAAGAACGGAGGCUCAAGGCC
Aureobasidium musti is the source of this 2613-nucleotide messenger RNA. NCBI's taxonomy places the organism in Eukaryota, Fungi, Ascomycota, Dothideomycetes, Dothideales, Saccotheciaceae. The record is from the annotation of a GenBank genome assembly.